Molecule: messenger RNA, 1614 nt
Organism: Moesziomyces aphidis
Lineage: Eukaryota; Fungi; Basidiomycota; Ustilaginomycetes; Ustilaginales; Ustilaginaceae
Source: the annotation of a GenBank genome assembly
AUGGCAGCGCGCCCCGUGCCCGGUGCGGCUGACAAGCCCCAGCGUCGUGUUGUGCCUGGCGCCCCUCCACCCGCUCCGUCCAAGGCUAGCAAGAAAGGAAAAACCUCGUCCAAGGCUGCUGCCGACGUCAAAGUACCCGAUGCAAAAUCAGCUGCACUCCUCCAAAAGGCGCCUGCAAAUCCAAACCAGGUUGCCAACGGCCUCAAAGUGACGAGUCAGGAUUUGGCCGAGCAAGCAGAGACGCAGGCUGCCGUCGCUGCCGUCGAAGCGGUCCAGUCCUCCGCUGCUCCUGUCGUCGAUGCUCCCUCCACACCUGCUCAGAAGGUCAUCAGCGAUCGCAUCAACGAGCUCUCGGCCAAAAGCAAGAAUGCCACCAUCACCGUAGCUAUCGACGAACUCAAGAGCCUUCUGAGCAAGGUGCAGGUCGCCGAAGCCGGGUCGGCCCCGUCUUCAUCCAAAGCCGGUACCGAGUCCGAGGGCAAGGCACGUCUGGUGCUCCUGCUGCAGUUCCUCCACCUCUUCAAUCUCUUCCAUCCGAAUCCGGCAGGCCCACCCUCCUUUGCCCCCCAGCGCAUCAUGCCGCCUGCACUCGAGAUGUCGACCGGACAGCAGGUGGCGGCCGUUGCGAAGAUCUACGACCAGCUCGCCAACGGACCUCUGGAAGGCGGAGGAGGCGAUGCGCUCCAGACCCUGGCCAGCAUCGAGCGUGGAUCCAAGGACGAAGUGCUGCCAGACGUCAGCUUCGACACGAUCAGGUCCAUGAUCCUCAAGCUCACCGCGCCACCCACUGCCAAUGCCGAUGCCGAUGCCGAUGCUGCGCGAGCAGCGCCGACAGGGCUCGAUGGACCCUCCAAGGGCUUCGUGCCGCUCGGCAAGGCGUCGUCCCCCGCAUCGCCCGUCUCGUUCAUGCAAGCCAGCGAGAUCCUGGAUCAGUCCGGCGCCGAGCCAGAAGGUGGCCAGCCAUCGGCCGUGCCUGCUGAGGGCGCCGAGGAGAGCCGCAAAGGAGAGCAGGCAGGAGCUGGUAUAGUUAUGGGCGAUGCGGCUGCGAUGUCGGGCAAGGCAGAUGGAACAGCUGCUUCGGCGGUCAAGGAGCCCGUCAACACCACCGUCGUUGCCGAGCCCAAGCUCAACUGGGCGGCGCUGGCCGAGGAGGACGAUGGCGAUCUUGGCGAGGCUCCCGUGUGGGAGCCGUUGCCGUCGUCGACCACGUCGGCGCUCGUCACGCCGGCACCAGGCACCCCCUCGGGCGGCGACGCAGCGGCCGCCCCAGCGUCUGAGGCACCGGCGUCGGGCGAAGUGGCCAACUCGCCGAGGACCAAGAAAGCCAAGAGCAACGGCGGCGCGGGACGUGCGGGUAACGGUGCAGGUGGUGCGAACGGCAAGCCGACGACGCCGAAGCCCAAGCCACAGCCCAAGGUGGACGAGGACGGGUUCAUCCUCCAGGAGAGCAAGCGCACAAAGUACUUGCAGCAGAAGCAGCAGCAGCAGCAGCGCGGCGGCGGCGGCGGCGGCGGCGGCGGUAGGGGCGGAAGGGGUGGGGCGAGUGCAGGCCGUGGCGGCAGAACCAACAAUGGCGCGCGCGGUAAGGGCGCACCCGCGCCCAGCACACAGUAA